ACACACCCACAAACCCUGUGUUGUCUUUAUUCGGCCACAUGGUGCUCUCAGGGAUCAGUGUUUUACAAACCCUGGACUUAUGUAACAGGCGUGCUGGUGAUAAAAGCAUUUAGAAUUUCCCUUCCAUUGAUUUCUUGCUUACUUAGCAGCCAGUACUCAAGGAAGAUUAUUUAUCUGAAAGAUAAAUGUUUCAGUGAUUAAUUGGUUUGCUUCCACUCAGCAGCUGCUCACAGCUCCCCUCACAACUUGGGCCUCUCGGUGUUGUUUUCAUACGACUCUGCAAGGAAACAAAGUGCACAGAGGAGGCAAGGUUCAGAGCCGAUCUGCGCUCUCACAGCGAGUCCAGCAGCUGUCUGCAGCUCAGUGCAACCCCUGCCGCCAUGUUGGUUUCUAUAAUCCUCCUGUGCCUUUGUGUUUGGUUUAUCGUCCUCCAACUGAAAUCCCGGAGGCCCAAGAACUUUCCACCGGGACCCCCUGCUCUGCCCGUCCUGGGGAACCUUUUACACCUGAGCCUGGAGAAUCCUCUGAAAGACUUUGAGAGGCUGAGGAAGACGUAUGGAGACGUCUACAGCCUCUUCCUCGGCCCCAAACCUAUGGUCAUCCUCAACGGGCAGAAGGCGAUAAAGGAGGCUCUGGUGACUAAGGCCGUAGAUUUUGCUGGACGACCCGAUGACCUGUUCAUCAAUGACAUCGUCCGGAGGAGAGGUAUCAUCCUGGCAAACUUCGGCUCCAGCUGGAGGGAACAUCGUCGCUUUGCUCUGAUGACUAUGAGGAAUUUCGGUCUGGGGAAGAAUUCGAUGGAAGACAGGAUUCAUGGAGAGAUACAAUGCACCGUGGAAACGCUGGAAAAAAGCAUUGGCAAAAGCAUGAGUCCUGGAGUUCUCUUUUACAACAUGGCCUCCAACAUCAUAUGCCAGGUUCUGUUUGGAAAACGCUUCGAGUACGACGACAAGUUCAUCAAAGUGAUCGUUUGUAACUUUAGAGAAAAUGCCAAGAUAACCAACGGACCCUGGGCUAUGCUGUACGACUCUUUUCCACUCAUUCGGAACUUGCCGCUGCCGUUCAAAAAGGCCUUUGAAAAUGUUGAGGUUACCUUGGAAUUUGGACAUAAAUUGGUGGCCGAGCACAAGAAAACCAGAGCUCCAGGAGAACCACGAGACUUAGUUGACUGCUAUCUGGACCAACUGGAUAAGAGAGCCGGGGAUAGUUUUCCAUUUUCAGAGGAGGAACUGGUUUCGAUUUCUCUCGAUCUUCACUUUGCUGGAACUGACACGACCUCCAACACCCUGCUCACUGGGCUCCUCUACCUCAUGGCUUAUCCACACAUACAAGAGCGUUGCCAGCAGGAGAUAGACAAGGUGCUUGACGUGAAGCAACCGGCCAUGUUUGAUGACAGACAUAACAUGCCAUACAUGCAGGCUGUGAUCCAUGAAGUGCAGAGGAUAGCCAACACUGUUCCGCUCAGCGUCUUCCACUCGACGACUAAAGACACAGAGCUCAUGGGAUACUCCAUUCCCAGGGGUACGCUGAUCAUCCCUAACCUGGGCUCAGCACUGAAAGAGAAGGAACAAUGGAAAUUCCCUGAUGAAUUCAACCCAGAAAACUUCCUCAAUGACCAGGGAGAGUUUGUCAAACCUGAGGCCUUCCUGCCUUUCUCUGCAGGUCCUCGUAUGUGUCUGGGAGAGAAUCUGGCUCGUAUGGAGCUCUUCCUCAUCUUGGUGACUCUGCUGAGGAAGUUCACGUUUGUCUGGCCUCAGGACGCAGGAGAGCCAGACUUGACUCCAGUCUAUGGGGUCACCCUGUCUCCCAAACCUUACUGCAUGAACGUCCAGCUCAGGGCAGCACAGUAGGAAGGUCUGCACACGGGAGGGAUAUGGAUACAGAACAGUUUAAAAGGCUUUCUGCGCUGCUGCUGAGAGCACUUGACAACAGUGAAGUGACAAAAGAGCUUCUUCUGGUUGAGUGUCAUCAGUUAGUGGUGUUUUGGAGAAUUUGACUCAGCUGCCUUAAGGGGAUAGAAAAGUUUCAACUGGAGUUUGGUUAUCACAAAAAAUGGAGAGACAAAAUAAAAGCAUCAUGAUUUUUGAAAAAA
Molecule: messenger RNA, 2092 nt
Organism: Paralichthys olivaceus (Japanese flounder)
Lineage: Eukaryota; Metazoa; Chordata; Actinopteri; Pleuronectiformes; Paralichthyidae
Product: cytochrome P450 2B4-like
Biological process (GO): xenobiotic metabolic process
Cellular component (GO): cytoplasm; intracellular membrane-bounded organelle
Molecular function (GO): oxidoreductase activity, acting on paired donors, with incorporation or reduction of molecular oxygen, reduced flavin or flavoprotein as one donor, and incorporation of one atom of oxygen; heme binding; iron ion binding
Source: RefSeq, a predicted model, not a curated record